Molecule: messenger RNA, 7730 nt
Organism: Lepisosteus oculatus (spotted gar)
Lineage: Eukaryota; Metazoa; Chordata; Actinopteri; Semionotiformes; Lepisosteidae
Source: RefSeq, a predicted model, not a curated record
AGCUAGCCAUUGAGAGCGCCGCCUCUUGUUUUUUUCAACGUCGAUCCCGGAAGCGUUGUUUUUAAAGAGACAGUCAUUUUUUUUUUAGGGGGGUGGGGGCACGUAGGGAAACAGCUGAAGGAAGCCCGAAAAAUCGCAGGGAGAGACCGAGAAGGAAGGACGGAGAGCGAGAGAAAGGAGAGACCGAGGGAGAUAAAAGAAAGAGAAGGCAGACAGAAGGGAGAGCGGCGAGAUUUUUUUCCUCCCCACCCGCAACGAACUUCUUUUCAUUUGAAACGUUCCUCAACCUAAAGAAGUAGAACGAGACGCUAGAUGAAUUUAAAUGUCAUUGUUCUUCACCCAUCACUCGCCUCCCUGUUAAAAAAAAAAUCCUCUGGUGUUUUUGAUUUCAGCGCAGACGAAAGGCAUGUUGGUUUAACCCCUUGAGUGCCGAGUGCUUGUGCGGCGGGUAGGGAGACAGAAUCAAGCCAUGCCUGAUACAUGCAUUCCAGAGUGGAUCAUGUGCUUAUGUGGAUAGCAGAACAAAGGGAGAGAUGAGCUGCAAGCUGUUAUAUUAAUCAGCUGCAAGAGAAAGAGUGACAUUCAAAGGGGUCGUCCAAUAAGUUCUGUUGUGCAAAGGAAGGGUGUUUCCACUGGAAUGAGUGCCUAAUUAUGAGGCCAGAACACGGUGCCUACCGGCCUCAUGCCCAGGCAUCUGGAAGGACACUGCUGACUCUGAGGGGGAGGGAGUGGAUGUGGGUGCCAGCUGCCUGCUUCUUACCUGUCCUUUAUACCACCCCCAGACCUCAGUGAUGCCCACCCCACGGGAGUGUGUCCCGGUGCUGUGCUGAUCCUGCUGGCCCCCCCCACCCCCCCCCGCCCUGCGCCAGCCUGUCCUGGGAUGGUGUUGUUGGCUCAGCCAGGACGCGCUGGCAGCUGUGGGGAUGGACGGGCUCCGAGGGUAGUGGCAGGGGGCAGAACGGCGGUCCAGAACGGUGGCAGGAGGCACAGCAGAGACCGAACUAGGCAAGGAGGGGAGCACAGGAGGAGCGGUACUGUGCUGCUAUGCUCCCAUAACAAAGUAUCUCCACUGUGAGAAGUGACUCUCUGCUGACUCCUGGAAUGGAGUAGUAGUCCUGAAUCAUUUUGCACAUUAAAUACUUGAUUAUCGUAUACUAUUUCUUACUUGAUCUGGUGCACAUAAAACAAACGAACGACACAAUCAAACUGAAGGAACGAUGAGACACAUCCACGUGGAAAUUGCACGGAAGGAGGCUCCGGUGGAGGUGGCUGCCCAGGAGGGGGACCUACCCCUCCCGAAUGCCCAGAGGGGAGGCCUGGACUCGGGGUCAGGUCAAGGACUUCUCCGCCCGUUUGGGGAGAACGAGAUCAAACUGCAAAAGGUGUACCAGCUGUCCAUCUUCUCCCAGCUGGGGGGGUUCUCCGACACCGGAGGCGAACAGAAAGCUGAGAAGCAGGCUGUAAAGAGGGGCCUGGCAGAUCCAUACUCCGAUCCCAAGCGAUUGCUUUUGCCUGGGCACGGUGCGGACACCUGGCCUGACUCCCCCGGCAUCCCAGACCUGCCCGGCCAAGAGUCCGAACUAGGGCCCCCCCUGGAGUCGCUGCAAGACGAAAACGCAGUGGUGUGCGGCUCGGGCCAGCACUUCUCCCACACCGCCACAUGUGUGAUCGAGCACAAGGACUGCGCCUCGGGCAGAGAGUCGGGCCCGGCGGCGGGGAGACGCUCUCUCCCCGUGCCUCUCGCCAGCCCCAUGGCCAGACGCCUUUCAGAGCACAACCAGGACCGGCUGCUCCAGAGCAGGGAGGCCUCGAUCUCCCCCCAAAACCCGUACUCGUCUGCCGGCCGAACUGCACGGCUGUGUGAUGCUUCUGCCUCGGCCAGCCUGCCAACAAGCGAGCUAGACCCAGCAGGAGAGCCGGGAGAUGGCGUUCCCGCCCAGCGGAAGAGUGGGAACUCGGUGGCACAAGCCAACGGAGCCUUGCUGGAGGAGCAGGCGUUCAGCAAUGGUGAUCGCAGAGACUGGACACAGGUCCCUGUUUCCACAGCGGUGUCUCCGGGCAGAGAUGUAGGCUCAGAGGUGAGUGUUGAGCUGUUGCCCCCAGAGCAAGGACACUCCACCAACGGCCUGGCCUCGGCGGAGAAGACGCCCUGCAGCUCCAGACGGCCAGGCCCUUCCUCCUCCUCCUCCCCCGGCCCCAGCAGCUGCCCCGCCAAGAGGAAGCUGCUGGCUCCCAGCGACACGGGCGAGUCCUGCUCCGAGGACGAGGGUCCCUCCACCUCCAAGAGGAGCCGCCUCUCUCUGCCCCACGGGGUCACCGUGUCCUGCCGGAGCACGGACGCCAAGGCCGCCCCCUUCUGGAACCACUUGCUGCCGUCAGCCCGGGAUCGGCCCAAGAGCUCUUCGGAUUGCACUAGUGUGAACAGGAGACUGAAAAGUGCGCUUCGGCCAAAAUCGAGGCAGCUCCGCAGCUCCAGGCGAGGAGAAGCCAACCACGCGGUCCGUUCCUGCUGGCCCUCUGCCUCCAUCAGCCGCUCCCUGCUGGGCAACUUCGAGGAGUCCAUCUUGAAAGGCCGUUUUGCUCCGUCGGGACGCAUCGAGGGCUUCACGGCCGAGAUCGGAGCCAGCGGCUCUUACUGCCCACAGCACGCCACCCUGCCUGUGGAGGUCACCUACUAUGACACGUCUGAGCACAGCGCCCCCUCCCCUUUCCUGGGUGUGAUCCACCUGGAGCCUCUGGGAAAGAAAGGAUACAGCGUUCCCAAAGCAGGGACCAUCCAAGUGACCUUAUUCAACCCCAACAAGACUGUGGUGAAGAUGUUCCUGGUGACCUAUAACUUCGGGGACAUGCCUGUAAACCACAUCACCUUCCUGCGCCACCGUAUCUUCCUGGUACCUGUGGAAGAAGGAGAGGGACAGGACGAGCAGUCUGAAGCUGGGGCCGCAGACAGGAAGAGAAUACUUUGCUACCUGAUACACCUCAGAUUCCAGAGCUCCAAGUCUGGAAAAAUCUACUUGCACGACGAUAUCCGGCUGCUAUUCUCCCGCAAAUCCAUUGAGGUGGACACGGGGAUCCCCUACGAGUUGAAAUCUUUCACCGAGGUGCCAAGAAACCCCACGUACUCCCCCCGGGUCUGACAAGUGGUCUCGCUGCCUUCAGGGGACAAGGACUUUGACGAAACAAAUCGAAAUGAAAACUUGAAAGUCGACAGAUAAAAACACAACGGACAAGAGCAGAAUGAUUCAGACUGCGAUUCAGUUUCUGAAUUCAGUGUUAACAUGCAUGCCUUGUAACAAACCUUUUGAGUUCUAUGCUAGGGCGGUUUACAGUUUUAGAGCACUGCUCUUCAUCCUGUCUUCACCCCCACCCUUCCUGCAGACCAAUCGGACAGGGAGCAGGUGGGCCGCUUCAGACAUACAGACCCUCUUCAGGAAAGAGAAAAGCGCAGGAACUGCACUGAAUCAAACAACAGCUCUAACCCCCUCUUCCUUGAGUCGAAUUACAAUCGUGUUAGAAUCCUACCCAUUUUGGGAUUUGGUUGCACGUGUGCCGAAAAGCUUGGAAAAGAUGUCUCCCUGGAUACAGCCCAGCCAUGUUCAGCAGAGGGAGAUGGAGAAGCUUCCCAAUGCCUUUCACUGCUGAAUUGCAUUCGUGACAUUUUCUUCUUGAAGGAGAAAAAAAAAACACCUUUUGUCCGCCAUUAUCAUUGGUAUUUUUGUCAGAAUAUUGGGUGUUUCUUCCAGGAAUAGAAAAGGUCCACCUCAAAGUUAAAAGAAUCUGUGGUGAAUACUGUGGCUGAAUGAUGGAUACAGUGAAGUCCGUACACAAGAGCCAUCAACCGUGACACUGCUCAGGAUCGGGAGCUGACAAUCUCAGCAGAUGGCAAGCUGUGCAUGCGCAGGUCAGGGAGAAGGAGAGAGAGGGACAUCUGCCAGGAGUGUUCAACCAAAGGAUCAACAAAAGAAAAAGUAAAACAUAUAUAUAUGAAUCUCUUCCAAAAAGGCUAAAGAACCCCAUUAAGCAAUAAGCAGUCAACCAAACUGAAAGGUGAGGGCCUGGUCCUUCAACCUUUCCUCCAUUCUUAUGAAAGAUGAGGCUACAAGUAACCACUUUUUCCCCACUCUGCAGUGGAUAUAUUUCUUUACUCCACCUGCAUUGACCCUCAUCUGACUAUAAAAGUCUCCCAAUGGCAUAACACGGUUCAGUCUCCUGUACAGUAAAACACAUUGCUACUCAAAAUGGAGCCGCUAAAUGGCAUUUUACAUAUAAGAAGAAGACAUGACCAAGUGUCAGCUGCAAUUAAGAAGCCUUUAGUCAAGGUUUCUGAGAUCCUUAUAUUGAGCAGAUUAGAAGUACGAAAGAAAAGUUGGAUCACCAUGAAGUCCUGACACUCAGACUUCGACUAAAAGCCAAAACGCCAACUCUCUCAGAUUUUACAAAUCGGCAUAUGAGAGCAUUCACAGAAUGAAUGAUCAGCUUGCCUGGGACAGGUAUUUAACCAUCUUCCAGCAGGGCGGUCCCCAGUAUGAGUACUGCCACCUACACAGCACUGCAAGCAUGAAUUGCAGCACAGCCCUGUGGGCAAAGGAACCCUUGUACUCCACAGCCUGAGAACAACAGGAUUGUCUGUCCUCAAAGACGUCAGCCCUAAUCCGUAGCAGGCUCAUACAAGCCUUUGGCUUCCCUGUCUCCACCACAGAGACAGGGUCUCUGUUUUUCGUGAAACAGAUCUCGCAAAAGGUGCCGAUUCUUUCAAACAAAGACAAGCCUUCGUUCUGGAAUGAAGAGGUGAUUCAGACACUGGUAAAUUCUGAGGAAAAAAAAGGUAAAGACUGAGAGCAGCUGUCUAAUGUCAACAUCGAACGUCUUACCAAGUUGUGAGAAAUGCCUUAAACUGCAACAUCACAUCACAAGAACUACAGAUGUUGAAAUAUCUGUUACCAGGGGAUUAACAUCACCUCGCUGUUAUGUCAAUGUGCAGUGAAGCUAUGGAUUGACUUACAGGUACCAUUUCAGAUGUGACUGGACACACAGUGUGUUUCGAGGAAGGGGGGAAAAACACUUCUGCUCUGUCCCUGGGGGAGGCAGUUUGAAGAACACUGUGUUGAACUCAUUCUGUUAACAGAUAAAAAAAAAAGGAACUCAACAAAGUAGUAUUUAAUUUAUUUGAGGAUGUCUUAAAGCAAUACGUGGCACAUCAGAGGGUGCGAUGGCGGUAGCCACUGUAGAGGUGGAUUUUGUCUGCCUGCUAUGUGCUCCGGGGACGAUGGUCAUGCAGUGUCCUGGGCUGUGAAGAGCAGGGUGGAGUUGGGGGGUAUUUCCAGUAAAGCAGGUCACAGGUAUGGCACAGGCUGCAAUAUUAAGCAGCAUGUGCCAGUUUAAUGAAGAGAAUCAGUUCACGAUCACUUCUUGAAUAAGAAUUUUCAAUUUGCUGUUAAUAAAACAGAAAUAGAAGCCUCUGGUGUAGGUGUCUGAACUGGGUACAGGACAUGAGUUUAGUUCCAAAUGUUAAUACUGACCUUGAUGUUUUGUUAGGUCUACUCUACCAUUUUGAUAUAGAUCCCAGGACCUCAUGGUUUAUGUAUAAGUGUUUUUUUUACUUAAGGGUUUUCCCUAAGUUCCCAUUAUCUAUAGAUUUAAAGUAAGGUGGGUGAACAAGUGUCCAGUGUGAGUCUCUGGACUGCUACUGCUACUUGGUGCUAGUGUGUUAACAUUGUGAGUUCUGGGUUUGGCAGUUUGAGCUGCCAUUAUAAAAAAAAGAGUUUAUUUAAAAAGCACCUAAAUUCUUAAAUAAAUAAAAGCUUAUUUUUCGCUUCAUGUGUACACACUGCAUGACUUUUUGGAGUAAAAAAAAAAAAACUUCUGCAUUGUUCCAGUAAUUUUUAGCAUUCUCUUUCCCUGGUAACUAAAUUUGAAAAUGGCCCCCCAUUUAGCUGCUUUUAACUGGAUAAUGUUCUGCUUUGUAACAGCAUUAUCUACGAAAUGUCAGGUAGCUGACUAAGCAACACAUCUGCAACACUUUAAACCUUCCCUAAGGCCUGAUUACUGACAGAUUUACAAAGUUGACAGCAUUACUUGUUUUAUACCACAUAAAAACUAAACCUGACAUAUUGCAUAUAUUUUGGAAACUAAAGAGGUGACUCAUUUGAAACUGCUCUUUUUAAUAUUAAGUCCAAAUCAGCCUUACUAUGAAUGUGCCAAAGUGCCAAGGAAAUCUCUAAAAAUGCCACACUGAGUGACUUAUACAGUACUUGGCCCACAAAAAGCAUACACGCAUUGUCUUGAUGGAUGGUGUCCUGCAGGAAUACUGCAUAGACCUUGUGUUUGAAGCGAAUUCCCAAGCAGGGGUAUUUCUACUGUUUUCAAAAACUGGUACUUAAUAAACAUGUUCUUCUGUGGCAGUCAGUCAGGUUUUCAAAAAGGAAUAUCAUGGCUAUUUGAAAUAUCCUUUUUCCAUUUUAAUACAAUAACACGUGUAGUCUUUUCUGUCAGUGCCGUGGAAAACUUCUUAGAUUAGAAAGUAUAUGAAGUCAUGUAUUAAGUUCCAAUUUUUAAAGAGUUCUGCCCCCAUGUGUUCAUAUCCAUGUUGUGCUUGUAAACAGACUCUAAAUUUGGAACUUGCCUUCCUUUUACUGAUUAACAUAAUCUGAAUGCUGAGAAGCUGCCACCAGGGCUACCCACUUAAUCAAGCUAGAUAUCUUCUCAAAUUAGUGUCUAGAGUCAGCACAGGAUAUCAGCAUUCAUGGAAAACAUCUUGAAAUCCAUUUAAUAAUUUAACAGAAAACUAGAGAUUUUGUUGAUGGUGUCUUUAUAUCUGAAUAUAUAGACUUUCCUUUAUAAAGGUACUUGGUUGUUUUCGUCUAUAAAAAUAACACUUAGAACUGUGAAGUCCAGAAAGCUCUGUUAAAGUUUGGAGGAGAGCCAGGUAAAUGAAAAAAUGUGGAAUUUGAGAAGAAAAAUAUGUGCAGCUUGUCAGAAAUAGUCACAAGGAUAUAUACUUAUAUGUAUCACUGCACAAACAGAGAAGGAUUAAACCCUUUAAAUUGUGAGUGCUUCUGAGUAUUUCUAAAAGACAUUCUGUGGGGGUUCCACAGUGUCCCAUUAUUAACAGGAAACUGGGGUUAUGCUGUUUUAAAGUGUAAGACUUCUACUAUCUCAGUUGUAGAAUGAGCUGUGUCUAUAUACAGUAUAUUUACACCACAGGUAAAAUAACUUGCAUUUUAACAUGGGUGUACAGUACAUUACCUACAAAUGCCUGUUUUAUACUCCGGUUCCUAACAAAAGCAGCAGUGUUAACUUUCUGGUGGUUUCAGGUCUAUUACUUCCCCAGAAAUGACAGCUGCAUACUCCUAGUUAAAGACCUAAGUACUGGAGCAGUUUUACUUAAGUGUAAUAAUUAAAUAAUAGUUCAGUGGUAUUUUUUCCCUUUACUUGGUCUCUGAAAAGACUCAAAUCAGAAUAGAUUAUGAUAAAUGUGGAGCCUGUGGGAUACUUCCAUUUCACUUAAUGUUUCCAAAUUAGUCACCAUCUUGAAAAGACACCAGGACAAUGCAACCACUGUGUGGGCUUUAUAAAUCUGAGAGUACUUAUUCAAGGUCCUCCACCUGCCUUUUCAUAUGUUGUGACCUGUGUCCCCUUGCAGCCCUGAUUGUUUUAACCAUGUCAAGAGUAAAUACCUGCAACUUGUCUCUGUGUACAAGAUACAAUAAAAAGUUAAGUGUUGUCUAACA